AUGACUGAACAGCUGAAGAACGUGUCUGCUAUGAACAAGCUGUACAUCGGUAAUCUGCCGAUGGAGGCGGACGAGGCCGCGGUUCGGCAGCUGUUCGCCGAACACAACCUAACUGUUGCCGACAUAUCCGUAAAACGAGGUGGCUAUGCCUUCGUGGACUUCCCUGACCAGUCGGCAGCUGAUCGAGCUAUUGACAAAUUGCAUGGUUACUCGUACUGCGGACUUCCCCUCAUCGUAGAACCAUCUGUGGCCAACAAAAAGAUUGUCAACGCGCCGAAUCUUCAGAGCGUGAGUGCUACGCAGCUGAAGGAGACCAGUACUGAUUCUUCAACUGUCGGUGGUGCUGGAGGUGGUUGGAGGUAA
This is a messenger RNA of Pieris macdunnoughi, 363 nucleotides long. The record is from the annotation of a GenBank genome assembly. Lineage: Eukaryota; Metazoa; Arthropoda; Insecta; Lepidoptera; Pieridae.